AUGGACCCCACCGACCAGUCGCCGGAGGAGGUGUACUCCGUGUGGGCCCUCCCGCCGGAGCCCACCCGCGACCGUUUCCGCCGCAUCAUGGAGGGCCUCCGCGCCGCGUACGGCGGCCCCGCCUUCCGGCCGCACGCUACCGUCGUCGGUGACUUCCGCGGCCGCCGCUCGGAAGCCGUCGAGGUGCUACGCGCCGCCGCCGCCGGCGUCCAACCCUACACUGCCCGUGUCACGGGGGUUGCCCGUGGCACCUUCUUCUACCAGUGCGUCUACCUCCUCCUCGAGCCCACCACCGAGGUGGUGGGAGUGAGCGAUCACUGCUGUGCCCACUUCGGUUACAAGAGAAAAACUCCAUACAUGCCACAUGUCAGCCUCUUAUACGGAGACCUUACAGAUGAGGAGAAGGAGGAGGCAAGGAAGAAGGCAGAGGAGCUGGACAAGGAUAUCUGUGGAUUAGAGUUUGAGAUCUCUGAGCUUGCGCUCUAUAGAACGGAUACCGCAGAUAAAAGCUUGGAGUCAUGGGAAUUGGUGGAGGUGUGCCAUCUUGAGAAGAAGUGA
Molecule: messenger RNA, 558 nt
Organism: Miscanthus lutarioriparius
Lineage: Eukaryota; Viridiplantae; Streptophyta; Magnoliopsida; Poales; Poaceae
Source: the annotation of a GenBank genome assembly